Oryzias melastigma (Indian medaka) is the source of this 1185-nucleotide messenger RNA. RefSeq names its product F-box/LRR-repeat protein 16. Gene Ontology annotation, cellular component: SCF ubiquitin ligase complex. Gene Ontology annotation, biological process: SCF-dependent proteasomal ubiquitin-dependent protein catabolic process. Gene Ontology annotation, molecular function: protein binding. NCBI's taxonomy places the organism in Eukaryota, Metazoa, Chordata, Actinopteri, Beloniformes, Adrianichthyidae. The record is from RefSeq and is a predicted model, not a curated record.
GCGCUGCUCCGCUGUGCGUGCGUGCGUGCGUGCGUGCGUGUGUGGAGGAGAAUAACGGGACAGAGAGGCCGCUCUGUUAUGGAGGACGAGACGGUGGCAAACACCGCGGAUCGGCUCUCCUGCUUCCCCGCAGACCGAAUCCGCAGCGAACCGUGAAAGGCGCCCUGUCCAUCCCGGGUCUGGAUCGGGACCGGUUCGGUAUCGCCCUUCUUCCUGCGUCUGUGGACUCGAUGGGCGCGCCUCCUGCUCACCUAUAGGACGCAGGGCUGCCCGAUUUUCCCUCAUCAACACCGACAGAACGGAACAGAACGGGACCGAGAGGCGGCUGAACGCGCCAUGGACUGAACCCCGACGUCUUCAUCUGAGAGGUUCCUGAUGUUGAACAUGUCCUCCUCCUCUGAGCUGAAGUCUCCCUGCAUGACUCGCAACGGAAUUGUGAAGUUGGCCCCUAACCAGCCCAACGGCCUGGGCAGCGCGAGCAUCACCAAGGGGACUCCGGCUGCCAAGAACCGCCUUUGCCAGUCAUCUUCAGUUCCCUCCAUCCUCCCCCCUUCUUCAUCUUCUCUCUCUUACCACCACCACCACCACCACCAUCACCUCCUCCUGGAUGCCACUGGCAUGCCCCACACUACUUCUCCACUAUUGACCUCUGACCUGGAGCCUGGGAAGCCUCUGAUUGGCCUGAAGCCAUCACUCCGCCAUCUCCCUCCUCUCACCCUUCCCAAGCCUGUAUUGUUUGAGCGACAGCUUGUCCUGGAUGAGAAGCUUCUCAGCCGGCUCUUCUGCUAUUUCACCACAGCUGAAAAAUGUAUGCUGGCACAGGUGUGCAAGACAUGGUGCAAAGUUCUGUACCAACCCAAGUUCUGGGAAGGAGUGACACCCAUCUUGCAUGCCAAGGAGCUGUACAAUAUUCUGCCCAAUGGGGAGAAAGAGUUUGUAAGCCUGCAGGCCUUUGCACUGCGCGGCUUCCAGGCAUUCUGCCUGGUGGGAGUGUCAGACCUCGACAUUUGUGAAUUCAUAGACAACUACCCUCUGUCCAAAAAGGGUGUUCGCUCAGUCAGCCUUAAACGCUCGACCAUCACAGAUGCUGGUUUGGAGGUCAUGUUGGAGCAGAUGCAAGGCCUGAUGCAUCUGGAGCUCUCUGGCUGCAAUGACUUCACAGAGGCCGGCCUAUGGUCCAGCCUC